CGCUGCAUUACCCGUCUACACCCCUAUAUGCGAUAAAGCGACUCGUCACAUUACCGAAGACAGACUCCAGUCAUUCCUCUACUCCUCUGUGGCGUGUUUGCAAGUCGACACAAUGUUCGUUUGGAGCUCACGGUAACGGGACUGGAACUGUCGCUUCAUUGCAGGUGCCUUGACGGCAUUGCUUUGCGUGCAUCAUGGAAACAAUGGCCAGUGGUGGAACGGGCAGCAAGCUCACCAGACUCAUCAUUAUCCUGGCAGGAGUAUCGUCGCUACUUGCUACUCUGAUAUCCUUGGUGUCAAUAUGGCUUCAAUCCAAGAAUUACAGGAAGCCUCUACUGCAACGAUAUGUCAUUCGAAUUCUGCUCAUGGUUCCCAUCUACUCCGCUGCCUCAUGGGCAUCAAUCGUGUCCCUGAAAGCCGCCUUCUACCUCGAUCCUCUUCGUGACAUCUACGAAGCAUUCACAAUAUACACUUUCCUCCAACUCCUCGUCAACUUUCUCGGCGGCGAACGAUCCCUCAUCAUCAUGAUGCACGGCCGAGCCCCUGUUUCUCACCCGUGGCCCAUAAGCCUGUGGUGCAGCAAGAUGGACAUUUCGGAUCCACAUACCUUUCUCCUGAUCAAAAGAGGCAUCCUGCAGUAUGCGUGGCUCAAACCCAUCCUCAGUGUUGCCACCAUCAUCCUCAAGCUCACGGGGACAUACCAAGAAGGCUACAUCUCCUUGACCUCUGGCUACUUUUGGACAGGGCUCCUCUACAACGUCAGUGUGACCUUGAGCUUGUAUUUCCUCGCUAUGUUCUGGGUCUGCAUGCAUGAGGAUCUAAAACCAUUCCGACCUAUGCCAAAGUUCUUAUGCAUCAAACUCAUCAUCUUCGCAUCGUACUGGCAAGGAUUCUUCCUCUCCAUCCUGCAAUUUCUUGGGGCAAUCCCGAAUGACGUCCCAGGCUACACCCCCGACAACCUUGCUGCUGCCAUCCAAGACGCCUUGAUCUGUUUUGAAAUGCCCAUAUUCGCCGUGGCACACUGGUAUGCCUUCUCCUGGCAUGACUACGCCGAUGUUACAAUCUCAGCAGCUCGCAUGCCCGUCAAGUACGCGCUAAGAGAUGCUUUCGGUCCCAAGGACCUGAUUCAGGAUACAAAAGAGACAUUCAGAGGAAAGGACUACGACUAUCGAACAUUUGAUUCUGGGGACAAUGUCAUCGCCCACGAGGAGUCUCACUCGCGCGUUGCAAGGAUGAUGGACGGCAUGAGGUAUGAAAGGGGAGGCAAGGGCAAGUACUGGAUUCCGAAGCCCCAAGGUCCAAGCAGUCGGACACCCCUGUUGCCAAAGGACGGGUCAUCACGGGCUCCUGCACCAGAAUCUCGAGGCAAGGCUCACGAAUACCGAGCAACGGAGCCUGAUAUGGAGAUUGGUAUUGAUGCAGAGGAUGAGAGAUUAUUUACCAAUGCUCGGGCUUUAGAGUUUGGCGAUUGGAACUACCCAGUCGUCACCGCGCACGAAGCACGACGGGAAGACUGGUUGCGGCGUGAUCCCAACUUACUGACCACCUCCACAAACCGUAACCUCUUUCAGCCGACCCGAGAUCGGAAGAGCCGCCGUCAGAGUGAAAUCCAGGAGAGCAUCCGAAAAGGCAAAAAUCGCAGCACGUCACCUUCCGAAAGCUCCUCACACCAAGGUGCCAUCGAAGCGAAGUUAAAGCGGCCGAAGGAGCGGUCGCCUUCGGCUUCUGGGAAAUCCGACCGCAGCCAGCUCGUAGAUCUGGUUGUCGAGGAUUCAGAAGCCGAAGAAGUGGAGCGCGUCAGAGCUCGCAAGGAAGGCAGUGACGCUUGGAAUCGAAAACCGCAGCGGCAUUUUGUGCGCACCUACAGCAUCGACGAGGAGGCUCCUGAAGGACAGGAGAUACGAGAAGGCUGGGAUCCGGCUAGCGUGGCGCCGAGGCCGCCGGCUCCUGAGCGUGCAGUGAGUGAUGAUGAGAACAAUCUUAUCAACCCAAGGGACGAGGAAGAGCGCUGGACAGAGCGUGGAGAAGGGCAGUAUGCCAACAUGAUUGAAGAAGAUAAUGUGUGGAGCCGGAGUUGAUAUGUGUAACACCAUUUUACAAGGCAGGGAGACGCGGUAUUGGAGCUCAUUGUGCAACCUCCCGGCGCCAGAAGCUCUUUCAGACGGUUGGUAUGGGUUACUUCUUGUUCUGGUAUAUGUUGGGCAAUGAGAGCGUUCAAGCGGGCAUAUCUGAAGCCGUGAUUCAGGAGUGGUCAACUCUGGCCUCUGGCCUCCUCAAGGGUUGAGGUCUUCAUUACGCCACCCAUCUGGUAUUUGACUUCGGUAUACAUUGGGAGCAAGCGCAAAUAAAGCCUGUUGAAUUGGUCAGUUUCUUGUUCAGGACUUGGUAGACCGAGGGGCAACGGAACUCUCGUCCAAUAGUCUUCUCCAUGUACAAGUAUACUGCGGUAUGGUAGUCACGCAUGAUACGCCUC
Molecule: messenger RNA, 2473 nt
Organism: Cladophialophora immunda
Lineage: Eukaryota; Fungi; Ascomycota; Eurotiomycetes; Chaetothyriales; Herpotrichiellaceae
Exons: 3
Coding region: 195-2078 (627 amino acids)
Biological process (GO): transport
Molecular function (GO): transporter activity
Source: RefSeq, a predicted model, not a curated record